CCUUCCGUUUAACACCUAAAAAUCGUGAAACGGGAUGUAUUAGCAUUGAUGGUGAAAAGGUACCAUUUGAACCUUUCCAAGUAGAAGUUCACCAAAAUCUGAUAAGCAUACUUAGUGUUAAUGGAAAGUAUCAUUACGUUGAUGUCUAA
Messenger RNA from Acaulospora morrowiae, 149 nucleotides. The record is from the annotation of a GenBank genome assembly. Lineage: Eukaryota; Fungi; Glomeromycota; Glomeromycetes; Diversisporales; Acaulosporaceae.